AUGGCGGCCACAACCUCGCGAUCCCCAAUCCCGUCUAUGUAUCCCGAUUCCAAAAUCCAUAAUCGGAAGCCUCUCAAAGCCGCACAACUAUCCCAAGGACGCCUUAAAAUCCCUCUUCACGCCUGCUACAGCAAUACCAAUAGCAAAAAUAAUAAAAAGUUCAAGGCAAUUGACCUGCAGAAGCUCAUUCAAGACUCCCCCUGCGAAUUUGAUUCCAAAGAUUCUCCCGCUUCACUUCCGAGGCCUUUAACGUCUGCCCAAUUGUCUAAUUUGAGCUCGGGAGGGUCUCGCCUCCGCGUUGCUUAUCAGGGGGUUCGAGGUGCAUAUAGUGAGUCUGCAGCAGAAAAGGCAUACCCAAAUUGUGAACCAGUUCCAUGUGAACAGUUCGACACAGCUUUUGAGGCUGUUGAAAAGUGGCUCGUUGAUAGAGCAGUUUUACCAAUAGAAAAUUCUUUGGGCGGUAGCAUCCACCGGAACUAUGACCUACUACUUCGACACAGACCUAAAAGGGUUCUUAGCCAUCCUCAGGCUCUUGCACAGUGUGAGAGGACACUAACUGGAUUGGGACUGGUCAGAGAAGCUGUGGAUGAUACUGCUGGUGCAGCCAAGCAUGUUGCUUUACAUAAACUCAAGGAUGCUGGAGCAGUUGCUAGCAAGACUGCUGCUAGAAUAUAUGGUUUGAAUAUACUUGCUGAAGACAUACAGGAUGAUUCUGAUAAUGUCACCCGCUUCCUUAUGCUGGCUAGGGAACCUAUUAUACCAGGCACUGAUAAACCUUUCAAGACAAGUAUAGUCUUCUCACUUGAGGAGGGUCCAGGGAUGCUUUUCAAAGCACUUGCUGUUUUUGCCUUGAGGAAUGUUAACCUUACAAAGAUUGAAAGCCGUCCACUGCAGAAGCAGACUUUGCCAACACUUGAUGACAGUGCCAAUGGAUUUCCGAUAUAUUUCCCGUAUCUUUUCUAUGUUGAUUUUGAAGCAUCCAUGGCUGACCAAAGAGCCCAAAAUGCUCUUGGUCAUCUAAAGGAAUUCGCAACAUUCUUGAGGGUGCUAGGGAGUUAUCCCACGGACACUGGCCAGGCAUGA
Molecule: messenger RNA, 1083 nt
Organism: Fraxinus pennsylvanica
Lineage: Eukaryota; Viridiplantae; Streptophyta; Magnoliopsida; Lamiales; Oleaceae
Source: the annotation of a GenBank genome assembly